This is a messenger RNA of Aegilops tauschii subsp. strangulata, 1542 nucleotides long. Its product is annotated as transcription factor PCL1. Gene Ontology annotation, cellular component: nucleus. NCBI's taxonomy places the organism in Eukaryota, Viridiplantae, Streptophyta, Magnoliopsida, Poales, Poaceae. Gene Ontology annotation, molecular function: DNA binding; DNA-binding transcription factor activity. Gene Ontology annotation, biological process: regulation of DNA-templated transcription. The record is from RefSeq and is a predicted model, not a curated record.
UCGCCCCCCAAAAAUAUCUUCUUUCUUCCCCUGCUUGGCUAGGCUCCCCCCUCCCCCCUCCACCCACCCACCGCCGGAGUUAGCCCGGCAGGUAGAACUAGAUGAUACGGAGAUGGCGAGGGUAAGCCUGCUGAUCGGGUGAUUCGUCGGGGCUGGAUUGGAGCUGAGAGGUUCGGCUGGGUUGGGUUGAAUUUUUGGGCUUCUUGAUUGGGUUGGGGAUCCAAUCCGUCCAAUCCAAUCCAAGCCAUGGGGGAGGAGGCCGGCGGCUACGAUUUUGACUUCGGGGGAGGCAGGGGAGGAUAUGGCGGGUACGACGGGCGGGUGACGGAGUGGGAGACGGGGCUGCCGGGGUGCGACGAGCUGACCCCGCUCUCGCAGCCGCUGGUGCCGCCGGGGCUCGCCGCGGCGUUCCGCAUCCCGCCGGAGCCGGGGCGCACGCUCCUCGACGUGCACCACGCGUCCUCCGCCACCGUGUCCCGCCUCCGCUCCGCCUCCUCCGGCAACGGCCACGCCGGCACCGGCGCCAACGGCGCAUCCUUCCCCUCCUUCCCCGGCAAGGGGGCGGCGGCCGGGGACGACAGCGGCAACCGGGACAACAACUCUGCCGAGUCGGCCGGGGAGAAGUCGGCGGCGGCGAAGCGGGCGCGGCUGGUGUGGACGCCGCAGCUGCACAAGCGGUUCGUGGAGGUGGUGGCGCACCUGGGCAUCAAGAGCGCCGUGCCCAAGACCAUCAUGCAGCUGAUGAACGUGGAGGGGCUCACCCGUGAGAACGUCGCCAGCCACCUCCAGAAGUACCGCCUCUACGUCAAGCGGAUGCAGGGCCUCUCCAACGAGGGGCCCUCCGCCUCCGACCACAUCUUCGCCUCCACGCCCGUGCCGCCCAGCCUGCGCGAGCCCCAGGUGCCCCACGCCGCCGCCAUGGCCCCCGCCAUGUACCACCACCACCCCGCGCCCAUGGGCGGCGUCGCCGCCGGCCACGGCGGCUACUACCAGCAGCAGCACAGCGGCCACGCCGUCUACAACGGGUAUGGCGGCCACGGCCACGGCGGCGGCGUCUCCUCCUACCCGCACUACCACCACGGCGACCAGUAGGUGAAGAUAAAGAUCGAUCCAGAUUCAGUCAUCAACAGAUGCUCUGCUUCUCUCUGCUUGUGUGUUUGCUCCUGCUCAUCAGUCAGUCAACAGAAGUUGUAAUUGUAACCUGUAAUCAGUCGGUCAGUCAGUCCAUGAUCCAUCGUCAGUCUAGCAUAGGCCUGUGUGUGUGUCGAUCAGUCAAUCAGUUCACAGCUGCGGCUGGGCAUAAUUGUUAAGAAGAAGAAGAAGAAGAAGAACAUUAAUUAACAAGGGGAGCUGAAGUGAAGUUCCCGGGAUAAGAAGAAGAUUAGCAAUAAGAACAGUGUUACAGAGUGUGUGCUCUGUUUGUGUAUGUAUGUAAUACUGCUGCUGGAACUGCGAAUCUUGAACUGCUGCCCCCAUUCUGGGCAGUGGCAAGAUCAUAAUAUGAAGCCCAACAAGGGAAUUAGGAUUGUGAUUGAUAACCUA